AGUGGGCGGGACAUCCUCCAGAAAGCAAUAGUUCUUUGGUGUCAGUCAGUAGCUUAACAAUUAUUGUCUUAGCUUCAGAACUUGUGUGUGUUAGCCUGGCAAAGUUGCUGGAGUUAAUAAACUAUAUAGAUUAAUUUGCCUACAACGUACAGUUCUGUUAUGGAACUGGACAAAAUGGACGAGAACGACUGGAAAUACCACGGAGAGGGCAACAAAAGCCUAGUGGUUUCUAAUGUCCAGCACGCCAGAGUCCUUCGGCUCCUGAAGUAUUCUACAGAAGAUGCCGAAAACUCGCAUAAGACAACAGAACAAGCUUUUCGCCACAUACAGAACAUAGUUGACUAUAGUCAAAAUGUCAUGAAGCCACUGCUGGGGGAGAAAUUUGUCCACAACGGAGAGGCUGUGAAGCUCCCCCUGGACUUUGUCCGACAGCUGUCAUUGAAGGUUCAGCAGGAAAGGCCAGAAUCUCGCUGUGACAAAGUGAUGGAUACGUUUAGUGGAUGUGCCUUAUGUCUGCCUAACCUCACCCAGCUCUCCUCCUGCUGCUGCUGCAGAGAACACAGACCUCCUCUCUGUAUAGAGAUUAAGCCCAAAUGUGGAUUUCUGCCGUCCUCUAGACACGUUACGAAAGAAAUCAAGAACCAGGUGUGCCGCUUCUGCAUGCAUCAACAUUUUAAGUUGGCCCAUGGGAAGUGGAAACGGCUGAGCCGGUACUGUCCCUUGGACCUGUUCUCAGGGAACAAACAGAGAAUGUCCCUAGCCAUCAAGCACUUGAUAGAGGAACCUCAAAACAACUUUAAAAUCUUCAAGGGUGGAGAGUGUAUCUACAGCUGUAAGGAUGAUGCCGACGUGUUGCAGGACCUGGAUGAAUUGGCUCAGCAUCUACGGCCAUACUUCCUCCCUAGUGGCAGCCUUAUGAACGGACACCAGUCCAGUAAGGUGGUUCUGAAUGAGUUGAUCCAGGUGAUGGUGAGUGCCCUGUUGAGCUCCUGGGACCCCAGGAAGACUCACCUGUCUGAGGGCAGAGUGAGGUGUGAGACCAGCCUCCUGCACCGGGACCUGCUACGCAACACUAACCACGGCCUACCCAAAGAUUGCGUCCUGGACAAAAUUCUGGGGACUCAGAUGUUGGAUAAUUUAGACAUCGAGGGGUUAAACCCCCUGUUUAAACGAGUGGAGCGGCAUCUACAGGACUUUCCUAAAGAGAGAAGUAGCCUUCAGAUUGACGGACCGUACAGCCACAGCUUCCUGGAGAAGAUCCAGAAGUGUCCGACUGAAGACGACGGCUCUAUCGAGUACGCUGUCGGAAAGGUCCACCAGUACAGAGUUGCCAUGACAGCCAAGGACUGCUCUAUCAUGAUCACCAUAGCAACCUGUGGGGAGGAGGACGGGUUGGACCAGAGCCUGGAGAUCCAGCCAUCGAAGCCUCGCUUCACCUACUCCGUGUCCAUCCUAGACCUGGACCCUAAACCCUACGAGAGCAUCCCUCACCAGAGCAGACUGGACUCCAAGAUAGUCAACCACUACCUGAGGAGCACCCUGCCCAACAACCAGGAACUAGCCAAUCAGAGUGUCUUCCUGGGCUGGGACAGAGAAGGAGAGGACUGUACUCUGGUGUUCCAUCCUGUAUAACCACUCCUUCUGCUGUCUGGCCUUCCCGCUUGGUGUUACCUACACUCUCCCUCCCCCGUACCCUAACCCCUCCCUCCCCCGUACCCUAACCCCCUCCCUCCCUCCCCCGUACCCUAACCCCCUCCUACUAUCCCCAGACUGAACGCUGCUGUGGAACUGAUAGAGCAAAAUUGAAUGAACUGAACUGGGAAAAAUCCUUUAAAAAAAAAAGAAAAAGAUUUGCCAUAUUAUAUAACCUGAGUUUAGGAAACGGAGUGCUGUGUCCCUAAUGGCUCCCUAUGGGCCUUGGUCAAAGGUAGUGCACUAUAUAGGUAACAGGGUGCCAUUUGGGGAGCUAUGGUGGCACAUAUAACCCCGGGGUCUUCUGAAGCGCAUACCAGGAAGUGACGUCUUAUGGUGCGAGGCUCUGAGAGACCAGGGAUACAAUCAAGAGUUUCUUUGGAUUCCCAGGCUCCUCUCCCCCAGCAUCCAUCUCGUCUCCCCCAGCAUCCCCAGCCUCCAUCUCGUCUCCCCCAGCAUCCCCAGCCUCCAUCUCGUCUCCCCCAGCCUCCAUCUCGUCUCCCCCAGCAUCCCCAGCCUCCAUCUCUCAUCCCCAGCCUCCAUCUCCUCUCCCCCAGCAUCCAUCUCGUCUCCCCCAGCAUCCCCAGCCUCCAUCUCGUCUCCCCCAGCAUCCCCAGCCUCCAUCUCGUCUCCCCCAGCCUCCAUCUCGUCUCCCCCAGCAUCCCCAGCCUCCAUCUCUCAUCCCCAGCCUCCAUCUCCUCUCCCCAGCCUCCAUCUCGUCUCCCCCAGCCUCCAUCUCCUCUCCCCCAGCCUCCAUCUCAACACGUCAGAGGGAAGGGAGAACGAGAGCAUUUCAGUAGAUCUAACUACCUAGGAACUUUCUUCCCCAAUGCUCUCCUCCUCACGGCCCUCUGAAAACGUUGAGGUCGCAGGUCAAUGAGGAAAGACUUCAUGCGCCCCCCCAGGGGGGUACAACGGAGACCGUGAGGGACUAAAAGUGUUGACUCUACGCUUGCUUGUGGUGUGUUUUCAGUAUAUUGACCAGCGGAGUGAUGGCUGGAACAGAAACGGUUCCCUAUGUAGCACUAAUCAGAGAACAGGAUGCCAUUUUACCCAGCCUCUCCUCCAGUGAGGGGGGGGGGAAUAGUACCUAAAGGGUGUCUAAUCCAAUGAGAGGGGCCGAAACCUAAAAUGUCUGACUUGAAUAUCUGUCGUGUUGGGACUUGCCCUGUUGAUUAAGUGGAAAACCCAUUUCAUGCAAGUUGUCAGGGACCCCCGGCCGUUCCGUGUGUUUGAUAUAUUGCAGAGCUGGCACACCCCAGUCAACUCUGGGGGUCCCUGAGGAGAGGUUUAAACCCCCUGCUGUAGGGAGUCCCUGAGGAGAGGUUUAAACCCCCUGCUGUAGGGAGGUCCUGAGGAGAGGUUUAAACCCACUGCUGUAGGGAGUCGGAAGACCCAGUAACAUGGAAACAUAGUGAAGCAAACCACUGAUCUGAAUAACAAUUUAUGACUGUAUUAACCAACACUGUGUGUCCCAAAUGGCACCCUAUUCCCUAUAUAGUACACUUAUUUUGACAAGAGCCCUAUUCUCUAUAUAGUGCACUACUUUAGACCAGAGCCCCUCCCCUCCACAGGGCGGUGCACAAUUGGCCGUCGUUGUAAAAUAAGAAAUUGUUCUUAACUGACUUACCUGGUUAAAUUAAAUAGGACUCUGGUGAUGAAAAGGAGAGGCUUUUAUGUCGGGAAUUGGGUGCCAUUUUAGACUCAAACUAAAUCACACGCACUGAGAGAGAGACCUAAGAUAACACUUGUGUGUACAGUAUAAACUAAUUACAUUGGACGUUGCUAUUUAGCAUUUUUGUAUUUAAAAUCUUUUUAUUUUUCUAGAUCUUCAACUAAUGCUAUAUUGACAUACAUACAGAUGGCAUUAACAGAUAUUUAUAAAUGUUUAAGAGUAAAGAAUUGUUUAUAUUUAAUAAACUGAUGACAGAGAA
Messenger RNA from Oncorhynchus nerka (sockeye salmon), 3626 nucleotides. It is a transcript of the gene ippk, whose product is annotated as inositol 1,3,4,5,6-pentakisphosphate 2-kinase. Lineage: Eukaryota; Metazoa; Chordata; Actinopteri; Salmoniformes; Salmonidae. The record is from RefSeq and is a predicted model, not a curated record. The transcript is spliced from 15 exons. The coding region runs from base 160 to 1632 and encodes 490 amino acids. Gene Ontology annotation, molecular function: ATP binding; inositol-1,3,4,5,6-pentakisphosphate 2-kinase activity. Gene Ontology annotation, biological process: inositol phosphate biosynthetic process. Gene Ontology annotation, cellular component: nucleus.